CCGCAAUAAUACAAGUACAGAAACCAACACUAGCUUGGUUGCUCCUCCAUGCUCGCAGCAGCCCCCGCCAUGAAUCCACCAUCUCCUUCGUUUCAGCAGCCUCCAUACCCCGGCACGCACGUCUUCCUCGCACAUUAUAACUCUCGCUUUCUCCCUCCGGCCUGCAUGCCCCCCUUCCUGCUCACCCCCCAUCCUCCGAUCCAUCACUCACAGGCCGCGCAGCCCGGCCGGCCAUCUCCUCAUUAUAUAUAGCAGCAGCUCUCACUCUGCUCCAUCUGCAACUGCCACUGAUCACCUGCCUUAAAGCAAUCUAGAGCUUGUCUACUCGCCGAGAGCUUUCUCGCUCUUCUUCUAGCUACUUCGUUUCACCUGCAAGCACUGCUAUAGCUAGCUCCGAUCCACAUAUAUAUAAUCAGAUUGCACCAAGCAAACGACAUGUCCAGCAGCCGGAGGUCGUCAUCACGCACACGGCGUGCGGGGAGCGGCUCGCUGUCGUCGUCGACGUCGAGGUCCAUCUCGGAGGACCAGAUCUCCGAGCUCCUGUCCAAGCUUCAGGCGCUGCUCCCGGAGUCUCAAACUCGCAAUGGCGCACAUAGGGGCUCGGCGGCGAGGGUGCUGCAGGACACGUGCAGCUACAUCAGGAGCCUGCACCAGGAGGUGGACAACCUCAGCGAGACGCUCGCCGAGCUGCUGGCCUCCGCCGAUGUCACCAGCGACCAGGCCGCCGUCAUCAGGAGCCUGCUCAUGUGACCACCGUCGUACCGCCCGGAAAAGGCAAGCAAGCUCCCGGCCGGUGACGGUGAGAGAGCGCAUGCAUGCGUCCAUGGCAGUUAGAUCCGUCUCAGGCAUGCUGCCGCCUCCUGCCUAUAGCUACUUUUGCAACUGCUCAUUAGCUGCCCUGCCGCUGUCUAGCUACUAAACUACUACUAGUACUACUGUGCUCAAGGAUAUUAGUAGAGCUGGUGAGCUAUAUGCUUAGUAGUGAUGAGCAAUUCCUGUACUUUGAUGUGUAAGCUCUUGCAUUGUGUGGUCAUCGUCUCUGCUUUGCGAUCGGUUUGGCUGUUAAUCCAAGUUGGAUGUGAGAGGUUUUGCAAAUAAUGGUGAGAGAUGCAUGGACAGAUAAGCAUCAGGUUUCAUUUAUCUGAAAGAUACUACCACCACUACUGCUACUGCUACUACUACAACGACUAGGCUACUAGAGGUUCAUGCUGAUGAUGUACUUUGAGAUGGCUAAUUGGCUUUGUUUAAUGAAGUGGAGCUUUAGCUACUAGUAGUAAGUACAUACUUAACUCUAAGAUAUGCAUGAUGGGUUGUUUUCUUGAUGGUCCGUACUCCGCACACAAUAAUAAUCAUUGCAACUCU
Messenger RNA from Sorghum bicolor (sorghum), 1362 nucleotides. Its product is annotated as transcription factor ILI1. Gene Ontology annotation, biological process: regulation of growth; regulation of DNA-templated transcription. NCBI's taxonomy places the organism in Eukaryota, Viridiplantae, Streptophyta, Magnoliopsida, Poales, Poaceae. The record is from RefSeq and is a predicted model, not a curated record. Gene Ontology annotation, molecular function: protein dimerization activity. The transcript has 2 exons. Bases 436 to 750 code for a protein of 104 amino acids.